This is a messenger RNA of Trematomus bernacchii (emerald rockcod), 6422 nucleotides long. Its product is annotated as adhesion G protein-coupled receptor L2-like. The record is from RefSeq and is a predicted model, not a curated record. The transcript is spliced from 23 exons. Gene Ontology annotation, biological process: brain development; cell surface receptor signaling pathway; adenylate cyclase-activating G protein-coupled receptor signaling pathway. Gene Ontology annotation, cellular component: neuron projection; membrane. Lineage: Eukaryota; Metazoa; Chordata; Actinopteri; Perciformes; Nototheniidae. The coding region runs from base 762 to 5261 and encodes 1499 amino acids. Gene Ontology annotation, molecular function: G protein-coupled receptor activity; carbohydrate binding.
CUCGCCUUGUUUGCCUCCAGUCCGACUGUAGCUCCGACUGUCUGCACGGCGUGUGGAUGAGGCGCAGAGAGAACAACCAGCAGCGCAGAGAAAGCUAGACUGAAGAAGUCAUAAUAACCCUCUCCGGGGCUUCAUCUUUAAACCAGGCCGCUGGAGACCUCCACACAGACUUGACGUGCUCGGAGUUUCAUUUCGUAGCGAGACUGGGGUGCAUCGUCUCCUUGAAGUGAUCUUUUUUUAUGCAGUCUACCCGUAUAGCGCUCGUGUCGGAAGGAGCCUGGCUGCACGCACAGGAGGAAGGAGGGAGGGGGAGUAACGAUCAUUACUUUUGAACAGACCCUUCGACAUGGAGCUAUUCGUCCGGUCCCGGACCCUCUGGCUUGAAGAGGAACAGAUACCUGCCACAGGAAACCCCACCAUCUGUCCCCAGUGAAGAAAGUAGAGCAUGCAGCCGAGCCCCAGCCGUCUUUGUGCGACCCGCUGCUUAGUUUCUGGGGGCCUCUUCUGAAAAAAAGGAGAGGAGGGGGGCUCCUAGUGUUGAUCUGAAAUUCACACUCCAUGCCGGGAUCCAUAUUUUGGCACGGCGUACCACAAUGAGGAAGAUGACUGGUGAUGCUUCUCUGAGAACUACUGAUCGUUGACAUCGCUCCAGCUUUCAACUUAUCGUUGACAUCGCUCCAGCUUUCCACUUUUCCACUGCAACAUAUUAAACCACUAUUAUUAGCAAAAAGGCUCCCUGGAUCGUCUGCAUACAGCGCACAAUGGCCUCUGCACUGUGGAGGUGUCUGAUGUUCCGCUGCCUCUUGCUUCUUCCCUUUUUGCUUCACUGUUCACAAGGGUUCAGCCGUGCUGCCUUGCCUUUCGGGCUGGUCAGGAGGGAGCUCUCAUGUGAAGGAUAUGCAAUCGAUCUCCGCUGCCCGGGGAGUGAUGUCAUUAUGAUCGAGACGGCCAACUACGGCCGAACCGACGACAAGAUCUGUGACGCUGACCCAUUCCAGAUGGAGAACGUCAACUGCUACCUCCCCGAUGCCUACAAGAUUAUAUCACAAAGGUGCAACAACCGUACGCAGUGUGUGGUUGUCACUGGCUCUGAUGUCUUUCCUGAUCCAUGCCCUGGCACCUACAAGUACUUAGAGGUCCAGUAUGAGUGUGUUCCCUAUAAAGUGGAGCAAAAAGUUUUCAUUUGUCCCGGGACUCUGAAGGGCAUAGGAGACGCCACCUUCCUGUUUGAGGCAGAGCAGCAAGCGGGCUCGUGGUGCAGAGACCCUCUGCAGGCCGGUGAUAAAGUCUUCUUCAUGCCCUGGACGCCAUACCGCACUGACACGCUCAUCGAGUACGUCUCUCUGGAAGACUUCAAAAACGGUCGCCAGACAACCACCUAUAAACUGCCGCACCGUGUUGAUGGGACAGGCUUCGUGGCCUACGAUGGCGCCAUCUUCUUUAACAAAGAACGCACUCGCAACAUUGUCAAGUUUGACCUGCGUACGCGCAUCAAAAGCGGCGAGGCUAUCGUUAACAAUGCCAACUAUCACGACACCUCGCCUUACCGCUGGGGUGGCAAGACGGACAUUGACCUGGCAGUAGACGAGAGGGGCUUGUGGGUAAUCUACGCCACGGAACAGAACAAUGGGCGCAUUGUGGUGAGCCAGCUGAACCCGUACACUCUCCGCUUCGAGGCCACAUGGGACACGGCGUACGACAAGCGCUCGGCCUCCAACGCCUUCAUGGUGUGCGGUGUGCUGCACGUGGUCCGCUCGACCUACGAAGAGAACGAGAGCGAGGCCAGCAAGAGCCAAAUUGAUUACAUCUACAACACCAAGAUAAGCCAGGGCGAAUACAUCGACAUCCUCUUCCCCAACCAGUACCAGUACAUCACCGCUGUGGAUUACAACCCCAGGGACAACCAGCUAUACGUGUGGAAUAACUUUUACAUCGUGCGCUACGACCUGGACUUCGGGCCUCCGGAUCCUGCUGAAAUGCCAACCAGUGAACAUUUCUCCAUCUCGCCAUCCAUAAGCAAGACCACCGUCAUCAGCACCACGGCCGCGUCCACCAUGAAGGGGCAGGGCGACACCACUGUAGCAGGAGCAGACCCAAGAGAUGGGAGGGACCCGUUUGAGGAAAAUAGUGGAUCCAGUACAGCAGAACCCACCGUCCCUGAGCUGCCACCGACACCCAGACGCUUCUGUGAGGACACCCGGAGGAGAGCCAUCGACUGGCCCCAGACCCACACUGGGAGCACUGUGGAGAGGCCCUGUCCUAAAGGGACCAGAGGCAUCGCCUCCUUCCUCUGCACUGUGGCAGGGGCCUGGUGCUCCAAAGGACCAGACCUCAGCAACUGCACCUCCCACUGGGUGAAUCAAGUGGCACAACAGAUUCGGAGUGGCGAAAAUGCUGCUAAUUUAGCCAAUGAGCUGGCACGGCACACACAGGGCCCGGUGUUUGCCGGAGACGUCAGCUCCUCGGUGCGUCUGAUGGAGCAGCUCGUGGAUAUCCUGGAUGCUCAGCUGCAGGAGCUCAGACCCAGCGAGAAAGACUCAGCUGGGCGCAGCUUCAACAAGCUUCAAAAAAGAGAGAAGACAUGCAGGGCGUACAUGAAGGCAAUCGUGGACACUGUUGACAACCUCCUGAGGCCGGAAGCUCUGGAAUCCUGGAAAGACAUGAAUUCCACGGAACAAUCGCACGCCGCCACCAUGCUACUGGAUACCCUGGAGGAAGGGGCAUUUGUCCUUGCUGAAAACCUGAUUGAGCCAGCGAUAGUUAAAGUACCCGCAGAGAAUAUCAUGUUGGAUGUGUAUGUGUUAAGCACCGACGGUCAGGUGCAAGACUUCAGGUUUCCUCAGACAAGCAAGGGUGGAGCGUCUCUACGGCUUUCCUCCAACACGGUCAAGAUCAACAGUAAAAAUGGUGUGGCGAAGCUGGUAUUCGUUCUCUACAAACACCUGGGUCAGUUCCUCAGCACCGAGAACGCCACACUGAGGGGAAUGGGGGACCUGAGCAAACGCAACAUCUCCCUCACCGUCAACUCCCACAUCCUGUCGGCUUCUAUCACCAAGGAGUCCAGCCGAGUGUUUGUGGCAGACCCCGUGAUCUUCACACUGGAGCACCUGGAUAAGAUACACUACCACAACCCCAACUGUUCCUUCUGGAAUUACUCAGAGCGUAGCAUGAUGGGAUACUGGUCUACUCAGGGCUGUAAACUGCUGGACACCAACAAGAGCCACACCACUUGCUCCUGCAGUCACUUGACCAACUUCGCCAUCCUCAUGGCUCAUCGGGGAAAUGUGGGGGAAGGAAGCGUCCAUGAUCUUCUGCUCACCGUUAUCACCCGGAUGGGUAUCGCUGUGUCUCUCGUCUGCCUUGCCAUCAGCCUCUUCACAUUCUGCUUCUUCAGAGGUCUACAAAGCGACCGCAACACCAUCCACAAAAACCUCUGCCUCAACCUGUUCAUCGGCGAGCUCGUCUACCUCGUGGGCAUCAACAUGACAGAGCCAAAGCUGGUGUGCUCCAUCAUUGCCGGUGUUCUCCACUUCUGCUUCCUGGCUGCGUUCGCCUGGAUGUGUCUGGAGGGUGUGCAGCUGUACCUCAUGCUGGUCGAGGUGUUUGAGAGCGAGUUCUCGCGCAGGAAGUACUAUUACAUCUCUGGGUACCUCAUUCCGGCUGUGGUUGUGGGAAUCUCAGCCGCCAUCGACUACAGAGGCUAUGGCACCCAGCGGGCAUGCUGGCUGAGGGUUGAUAACCAUUUCAUCUGGAGCUUCAUUGGACCUGUGACCUUAAUCAUUGUGGUCAAUGUCAUCUUCCUGAUGGUGACGAUGUUCAAGAUGGUGAAGCACUCCACCUCCAUGAAACCCGACUCGACCAGGUUGGGGGGGAUCAGGUCGUGGGUGUUGGGAGCGUUUGCCCUACUUUGUCUGUUGGGCCUCACCUGGUCCUUUGGCUUGCUCUUCCUCAAUGAAUCGUCCAUUGUGAUGGCUUACCUCUUCACUAUCUUCAACACUCUGCAAGGGAUGUUUAUCUUCAUCUUCCACUGCCUCCUCCAGAAAAAGGUCCGCAAAGAGUACAGCAAAUGUUUCCGUCAGUCCCAGUGCUGCGGCGCGCUGCCAUCAGAAGGCCCCCACAGCGCAGCCAAGACCGCCACGUCUCGAUCCACGGCCCGCUACUCAUCUGCAACACAGAGCCGCAUCAGGCGGAUGUGGAACGACACGGUGAGAAAGCAGUCGGAGUCAUCCUUUAUCUCAGGAGACAUAAACAGCACCUCCACGCUCAACCAGGGGAUGACUGGCAACUACCUCCUAACUAACCCUCUCCUCCGAACCCACGACACUAACCCUUAUAACAACCUGCUGGCAGAAACGGUGGUGUGCAACACCCCCUCUCCACCGGCCUUUCACUCCCCAGGACAGCACUCUCUGAGCAACAGCAGGGACAUCAGUGCCAUGGACACCCUCCCCCUCAAUGGCAAUUUCAACAACAGCUACUCCCUGCGCGACGAUGACUAUCAGACCGUGAGCGUCAGAGCCACAGGUGACCUGGGGGGCCUCCACCUUGAUGAUGCAGCCAUCGAGAAGAUGAUUAUAUCUGAGAUUGUCCACAACAACCUAAGGCCCCGUGGGGCCCCAAAAGGCCGCGACGCCCCGAGGGAGCAGGACAGAGCCUUGCCCCCGCAGACCAGGGUGACAGUGGACCGAGGUGGGGGUGGCAGCGGCAGCGAGGAUGACGCCAUCGUGGCGGAUCACGCUGAGGCAUCACCCCCCCAGAUAGGAAGUGGACGAGGAGGCCACGCCACCCUGGAGCUGCUCCUGCACCCCCACCACAAGGAGGUGUUGGAGGCCCCUCUUCUGCCCCAGAGGACUCACUCUCUGCUCUACAGCGCCCAGAAGGCCCCCAGGCGCCUGGAGGGGCCGGGCGGCAAUGGCUCUGAGACUGUUACUGCAUUGGAGGACAUGGGCUCCCACUCACCCAACAAUAACAGAGACUCCCUUUACACCAGCAUGCCAAACUUGAGAGACUCACCCUCGCCCUCAGCUUCGCCGUACCCCCCUGAGGAGGAAGAGGAGCUCUCCCCCUCACCUCGAAGCGAGAGCGAGGACGCGUAUCACAAAAGCAUGCCUGAACUCGGUGAUGCGCCGCAGCCCAUGUCCUACUACCACAUAAACCGAGGUACCAGCGACGGAUGCAUCCUCCCGCCCAACAAUGAAGACUGUGCGCAGGAAGGAGAGGCACCCAGCGACGGACAAAUGCAGCUCAUUACCAGCCUCUGAUUCGGCACUCUUUGUUUGCACAGGUUUGAACAGAUGGCUGCUUUUCCAUUGAUGUCAAGAGAGCUGGCAAGUCUGGCUCCGCACUCCACAUGCCCUUUCUCUUAGGACAGGAAGUGAAAUGUUGUUGGGUGGGAAAACAAAUGAAGAAAUGACUUUUGCACACAGAUACCAUUAACACACAAAACACAUUCAUCCGAGACCAGGCAAAUGUGGACUGUGAGAGCUCUGCUGUUGGACUAAAGAGGUGCAGAGAAUAACACGCUGUCAGAGAAAAGUCUGGCCUUUCUGUUGUACUGUACUGUCGAAGAAUAAGGGAUUAAAAAAAUACUCCAAGCAAAGAACUAUGAAACUCCUGACAUAUCCUUUGGGGACUUUGCAGAACCAGGGUCUUUUUAGUCAUGAAGUAUAGAACUAGAGCUAGUGUGGCUCCACUACACAGUCAAGACUCUAAAGUUAAGAAACCACUAAUUCAGACUCAGGCCUUAUAUUUUCUCUAUUGCACAUUUAACUGUUGUCAAAGUAACAGCUAAAGAAAAUAUAUUUUGCUGUACCACUAGUGUAAAAAGUCAAAAAAAGAAAGAAGAAAGAAAAACAAAAGAAAAAAAGGCAACCAUUCAGUAGUUAUGCCCUUUCAAUGUCAAUAAGAUUAUUCAGACAAGAUUACUCAAAGUCGUGGAAAUGUACUUUUUCCUCUCACACUUGACUCAUUGUAUUAUGUUUGAAUAUUAAAAAAAAAAAGUUUUGCGAGAUAUCAGUCCAUAUGAAAUCAUGCUCACGUAUCUGCUUGUGAAGUGCUUUUGCUUUCAUGAAUGAUGAGUUUUUGCCAGUAGUACAUUUGUUAACACCGGGCCAUGCACAGAUUUGGAGUGAAUUGGAAACUUGUGUAAUUUAUUUUACUUGAAAGAAAUCGUCAGCUUAAAGACUUAUGUUCACAUCAAUGCGAUAUUGCAGUUUUUGCGGACAUAUUUCAUCCUUUGACACUAAUUAAUUUAUUAACUGAACUAUUCAGAAAAAAUGGAAAAAAAGAACAUGGUUGGAAAGUGUGAAAAGUUGUUGCAGCACUGGUUAGGUUCAUUUUAUUUCUUUUGUAAGAGCCCAUCAUCAGCUGAUAUUUAAUUCAACUCCUGUUUGAUAUCAAAUAAAUGUGAAUUUUUUCUUGUU